GCCCGGCCUCAGCCCCACCUGCCUCCUGGGAGCCUGGCCCGGGGCUUCGCGGGCCUCCCCGUCUGACAACAACGCCGACACAGCCGGUAGAGACGCCCGGAUGCGGCCUUACCUGACUCCCACGGUCAGGCCCGCCGAGAUCUCUGCAUAGAGAGCUCCCCCAAAGGGAGCGUGGUGAAGACUCCCAGGUCCGAAUUCUCGGAACCUGAAAACCUGACCAGGCGCAUGGCUUUGGUUCUUGAAGGACCACGGUCACGAAAACUCAAGGAGUCAGAGAAGAGACGCGUGGGCGCCGAGGGGCGCUGCGGGGGAUUUGCAGUAGGGGAGCCGGAGCCCCAGGACGGGGAAGUCCAAGCUAUGGGGAGCCAGCUGCCUGGACAGGGGAGCCACUGGGCCAGCAGGCCGAGGAAGGCUCUGAGCACCUGGGUCGGAAGAGCGUGUGGCCAAGGUAACGAUGUCCGCAGGGGAAGGCUGACAGGUGUGUCCAACCUCCCAAGGAAAGUGCGCCCCGGCCACGGAGCUGGGUGCUGAGUGUUCGCCCAGUGGAUGCUCACUGCUUACCUGCCUGCGGCACACCUAGGCCCUGCGCUGAGCGCUCGGGGGGGUGCACGGGCCCCUGUGUAAAGCGAGCCUGACGGCAGUAGCAGCCAGAUGCAGAAAGCCAGGGCGGGGGGGCAUGACCCACACGGGCCGCAGGGAAGCCUGCGAGCCCAGGCCGCAGGGCGCUGGAUGGAGCAGGUGCCUGCACGGCAGCGUUUGCCCAGCAGAGGAAGGGUCCGUGCCCCCCAGGCCAGGGCAGGGCCAGAGCAGAGAGGGCAAGGAGGAGGGCAGCUCUGACCUCACAAUACCCAGAGCCCGCUGGGCCGGCCUUGCAACUCGCAAACCCCCGCGCCCUCCUCCAGGCGGGGCAAGGCCCGGGGCCCUGGGCAGCCUCCAGGUGCAGCCCCCCUCGGGCCGCACCUGCCCCGCUGCCCCGGGGCAUGUCUCUGCUCACCAAUUAUGAGGGGCUUCGGCAUCAGAUCGAGAGGCUGGUGAGGGAGAACGAGGAACUGAAGAAGCUGGUGCAGCUCAUUCGGGAGAAUCACGAGCUCAGGUCGGCGAUCAAGACCCACUCAGGUGGCCUAGGCAUCAGCGGGUUCAGCUCGGGUCUUGGCGAGCCUACGGCCAACCCUUCUCAGCGCCUGGGAAACUGUGUCUUCCUGCCCCAGGCCCCGGCAGCAGCAAACGAACCCGUCCUGGAAGAACUGGGGAUUCUGACCCUGGCGCCCCUGGCCGACGUGCUAUGCAGCCCGCAGCCCAGCCCUGCGGCCGCCCCCAUCGUGAGCCCCCUGACGGGCCCCCUCAACUCGCUGCUGCCCGGCCCGGGGUCCGUGUCGCAGAGCAGCCCGCUCACCGGGCUCCUGAGCGGCCACCUGGCCGGCCCCGUGGCAGUGUCCCCGGGGGGCAUGCUGGCCAGCUCCCUGGGUCUGCCCUCCGCCGGCCCUAUGCCCCUGGGCAGCCCCCUCAUGGGCCCGGUGGCGGGCUCGGUGGCCGUCUCUCUGGGCAGCCCCCUGCUCACCUCCACGGCCGCACCUCUCGGCAUCUCUCAGAACCUUCUGGCCACCCCCCUGAGCAACCUGGUGCUGCCCGAGGCCCCGAGGGGGCCCCAGCCGUUUGCCGGAGCAGGGCCCGCGGCCCAGGUCCCCAUGUCCACGGAGCAUCCCCGGCUGGCCCAGGACCUGGAUCCCCUCAGCAUGACGUUUGUGGGUUCUCCCAUCCGUACCUCCACCCCUAUCACCACCAGGAGCGCACCUGGACCCAUGACCACCUUCUCCUACGGCAGCUCAGACGUCAGGCCCCAGCCCAGUGCCACUCAGGGACAAGCAGUCCCUGUGCCUGUCCCCAGCACCACAACGGCCCCCCCGGUGGACACAGUCCUCGCCCCUGCCCCUACUCCCGCCCCCCCUCCUGUCACCCACUACACCCCCUCCAGCACCCCCCACAUCACCCCGUACCCCCCCCAGUCCCCCACCCGGGCACACCACCCCCCCACCCAGCCCUUGCCCACCUCUCACUCCCCUCCACGAAACCCCCACUCCCCGCCCCGAACCUCGUCCUCCCCAGCUUCGAUCAACGACACCCGGGGCCCACGUGGCUCAGAAACCUCUCGCAAAAGCAUCCUCGAGUUGGAACGGAAGCUGGCUCACCGCAAGACCAGCAAGUUCCCUGAGAGCCCCCGAGAAUCAAAGCAGCUGGCCUGGGAGAGGCUGGUGGGGGAGAUCGCCUUCCAGCUGGACCGCAGGAUCCUGUCCAGCAUCUUCCCGGAGCGCGUGCGCCUCUACGGCUUCACAGUCUCCAACAUUCCAGAGAAGAUCAUCCAGGCCUCCCUGAACCCCAGCGACCACAAGCUGGAUGAGGAGCUGUGCCAGACGCUCACACAGCGCUACGUAACCAUCAUGAACCGGCUACAAAGCCUGGGCUACAACGGGCGGGUGCACCCGGCGCUGACCGAGCAGCUGGUGAACGCCUAUGGCAUCCUGCGCGAGAGGCCGGAGCUGGCUGCAUCCGAGGGCAGCUCCUACAGCAUGGACUUCCUGCAGCGCGUGCUGGUGGAGACCGUGCAUCCCAGUGUGCUCACUGAUGCGCUGCUGUUGCUCUCCUGCCUCAGCCAGUUGGCACGUGACGAUGGCAAGCCCAUGUUCAUCUGGUGACACUGGCUCCUGCCACCCUGCCCCGCAUCCCGGUGCAAGGCCAUUAAAGCUUCCACAGAUGCGCUAGCCACGGA
This is a messenger RNA of Canis lupus familiaris (dog), 2764 nucleotides long. It is a transcript of the gene SPATC1, whose product is annotated as spermatogenesis and centriole associated 1. The transcript is spliced from 5 exons. The record is from RefSeq and is a predicted model, not a curated record. Lineage: Eukaryota; Metazoa; Chordata; Mammalia; Carnivora; Canidae. The coding region runs from base 981 to 2690 and encodes 569 amino acids.